This is a messenger RNA of Mya arenaria, 1635 nucleotides long. RefSeq names its product stomatin-like protein 2, mitochondrial. The transcript has 11 exons. Lineage: Eukaryota; Metazoa; Mollusca; Bivalvia; Myida; Myidae. Gene Ontology annotation, cellular component: membrane. Bases 67 to 1173 code for a protein of 368 amino acids. The record is from RefSeq and is a predicted model, not a curated record.
CUUCAUUCAAGCUUCUAAGUAAUAUUGAUCAGACACCGGUCACUUUCAGUUUUAUUUUAAUAAAACAUGUUAAGAACAGUGUCAAGGUGUUCCAGGACAGAAAUUCUUCAGAGGUUUGCACCGCUAGGCUUGCAGCAGUGCCGGGACUACUCUGAGCGCAUCAACCAUGUGAUCCACUUCGUUCCCCAGCAAGAGGCAUGGGUGGUGGAGAGAUUUGGCAAGUUCAAGAGGGUGUUGAACCCUGGCUUUAACCUGUUGGUGCCUGUUAUUGAUGCUAUCAGCUAUGUGCAUAGCCUCAAAGAGAUGGCUAUAGAAGUUCCGGAACAGCAUGCCAUCACUGCAGACAAUGUCACAUUAAAAAUUGAUGGGGUCUUGUAUGUCAGAGUCAGAGAUCCGUACAAGGCGAGCUAUGGUGUAUCGGACCCAGAGUUUGCAGUCACUCAGCUGGCACAGACAACGAUGAGGUCUGAGAUCGGCAAAAUCAACUUGGACGGCGUGUUUAAGGAACGUGAGACGCUCAAUGUACUGAUUGUCAAAUCCAUCAAUGUGGCGGCAGAGGCGUGGGGAAUCGACUGUCUGAGAUAUGAAAUCAGAAACAUUGACCUGCCGAAGGCUGUACGGGAGGCCAUGCAGAUGCAGGUGGAGGCAGAGAGGAAGAAACGCGCUGCCAUCCUCCAGUCUGAGGGUGUCAGAGAAGCUGAUAUAAAUGUGGCAGAAGGCAAGAAAAGGGCCAGAGUUCUGAACUCGGAGGCCAACAGAACAGAACAAGUGAAUGAAGCCUUCGGAGAGGCAGAGGCAACGAUUGCGAAGGCACGGGCAAACUCCCUCUCCGUUGCCCUUGUAGCUAAGGCACUGUCCAGAAAUAACGGUAUGAAUGCUGUGUCUAUGAGGGUGGCAGAGUCCUAUGUGGAAGCAUUUAGUAAUCUAGCAAAGACCACAAACACUGUUCUCCUCCCUGCUAAUACUGGGGAUGUCAGCAGCAUGGUGACUCAGGCAAUGACUAUAUACAAGAAGUUGUCAGACAGCCCAAAUGUGGAGAAUAUGAAUGAGUCGGAUGUAGAUACAUUUGUGAAAGAAGAACUUAAUAAAAUUGUGUCAGACACAUCCUUGGACAAUCCAGAACUUGAUGAAACUAUAUUCAAACAGGAUAAAAGACCAGGGUUCUCUGAGUAAUUUUUGAAAACUGUGCUGUGCUGUGCUGUGCACAUUGAGAGUCUGGGCUGGUGAGAGAGAAUGCCGACAUCAUGAAGUUAUGUUAAGAUGGUCACUUUGUUAAAUCAGGAAAUUAUAAUGCAAAUUAGGUAUAUUUCACUGCAUUGUUUUUAUACAUGAACAAUUAUGGUUUAAGUUCAACUAUUGCAUUUAUUUUAUUUUGAUGCAAAAUGAAUGUCAACCAAUGGCAUAGUUGCAUCUACUAAACAAGGGCGAAAUAAAAUAUUUAAGAUAUACAAAUGUAAGUCAGCCCUAGGUUAUGAAAUGCAAAGCUGCAUAAUCAUGGUCCUUUGUUGUUAUACCUAUUAUAUAAUAACUUGGGAGUGUCCAAUGACCGUUAAGCUAAUAACAGUAUUUUAUAAGAGAGUGUUAAGCUAAUAACAGCAUUUUAUAAGAGAGUUGAAUAAAAUUUGUAUUGAAUGA